AAAAAUAUCGCUUUAAUUAUAAUUACAUUAAGGCAGUCUACCAUUGUCAAACAUUUGUCAAAGUAUGAUAAUUAAUAAAAGCGUCAUUUUACCUUGUGGGUUAGUGUAAAAAUAAUUAUGUUCAACUGGAAAAGGGUUAUCUGUGUUACAAUAGACGUGCGUUCAAGGAUUGGAGGAAAGGUCUAUCACUCCUGACUGGUGUAUAGGGAACAAUAGUUACUGGUUUUGCACUAGACAUUUCAGUAAAGUUUUGAUUCUCCACUUUAUACACAAAGUGACUCAUCUCAGGAAAAUGGCACAGAGAGUCUUUUGCGUUCUUUGUUUCUUCGUCAUGGGAACAUACGCUGCAGUAUGGGAAUGUGAACUUCCGGACCUGUUCAAAGAGUGCUAUAACUUUUAUUCUCGUGUUGCAAAAGUCCAUACAACGCCUGCCUACGGCAUUCACAGUCGGUGUAUCAACUCGUAUCUUUGGAAAACUUCAUCGUCACGUUACCAUUUACAAUUAAGCCACGACAACAUUAAUUACAUCAAGUCCCUUCAGCGGGAAAUGAAUAUGAAGAGGCGUAUGAAUAGGUACACGAGGUAUAAAAGACAAGCGGCAGCGCCACCUGCAGUUCGCAGAGAGAUUCGAACCUUGAGUGACACAGAGAGACAGGCCUUCUUUGAUGCCGUCAACACCUUGAAAAAUGAUGGGAGCUACGAUGCAUUGGCAAACAUGCAUAUGGGCAUCGUCAUUGACUCGGGUCACGAGGGACCAGCAUUUUUGGGAUGGCACAGGGAAUAUUUAGUUGCGUUUGAGACGGCCUUAAGGCGUGUGAAUCCCUCUGUUAGUCUGCCCUACUGGGACUCGACAUUAGAUUUCGUCAUGGGGGAACCCGUCGAGACAUCGUUCUUCUCUUCAGCUCUUGUCGGAAACGGGGACGGAAUUGUUGUUAACGGACCUUUUUCCGAUUGGCCAGCCAGACCGGAUGGACAGAGACUAGAACGUGAUAUUGCAACCAUUGGCUCCCUCUUCACACCAGAAGGUCUCGACUUGUUUCUCAACGAUCCGAAUAUCAACAGAACAAGUCAAAUCGUUCUAGGAACUGGGGUUGAUUUAGCCAGUACUCUGGAAGGACAACACAACAACGUUCAUAACUGGGUGGGUGGAACUAUGUCAGGACUAGAGACAGCCGCUCAUGAUCCCGUCUUUUUCAUGUUUCAUGCUCACGUGGAUUAUAUAUGGGAAAGAUUCAGGGAAAAGCAGGUUGCAUUGGGAUCGGCAAAUCCAGAAACGGAUUAUCCUGUAAUCAAUAACACCUUGCAUCUACCAGGUGUAACGAUGGAAGGUUUUCCUGAGUUGACGAAUCUGGAUGGAUAUCGUAACUCCUACACUACAGACAUAUAUACUUAUGCCAAUACCCCGGAAUGUGCAAAUGGCUGUGGCGGAUCUCCUUUCCUUCGAUGUGAUCAAUCUAUCAAUAGGUGUGUUGCCCUUACCGCAGCAGAAGUGGGUGCAACGGGCAACACAAAUCAGAACCCUCCGAUUGAUUUUGGCGAUUUUCAAUUCCUUAACACUUUUAGUGAUCCAAGAACACGUCUCGCGCGUUCGACGAGACAUACUCGGAACAAAAGAGACAACCAAUACAUACAGCGAUUACUUUCACAAACAGCAAAUCUAUCCAAAAAAGAGAUUCCUAGUACAAAUCUUCUGGAAUUCAGCUACGAAAACAAGAUCACAAAAGUAAGGGUACCGAAAUCUGGUUCCCAAAAACUUCGAAUUGAAUCUUCAACACCAGUAAUGGAGAGAGGAAGACAGAAUUUAUUCUCUAUGGACGGCGUGGCAGAUAUCAGAAGAUGGGCAUAUAUUCCUGUAAAAAUCGUCAAUAAAAGAGAUGUCUCCAGACAUGCCUUUAAAAGCCCCCUCGUUGUUCGAGGACACUACAUACCUGGUGCUGAUCCUUAUCAUCCUCUGAUCUACAGUGCACUUCGGCCAUUCUUUUCUGUCUAUAGACAGAAGGUAGCAACCUUCCCAACGUGCAAGGCUAUGAAUUCUGGGAUAAAGAAGGUGUACAUCCGGUCGGACGGUCUGAAUUACGCCGGAAAAUUUAUUGAUUAUGGCGUAGUGGACGAGAGGCAACCGAUGUCAGAAACCACUGCUUAUGUAGCAGUGAAACAUCCAAACUUAGGGCAAGGAAAAGCUAUCAUCACCGCUUAUGACUCUUCUGGUAAAGUUUGUGAACCAAAAUGUCUGGUACCAGGCUCAUUCCCGCCAUCGUAUCGGUCUUGCGCAGGCGUCAUUAACAUUUCUAACCAUCUUCCAAAAAUGUAUGCGGACGAUUACGGUGAAGCGGUGAAGAGUCAGUGGAAUUUUGUGUCUGAUGACUGUCCUUCACAACAAAGUAGUCCCGUUCCCUUAAUUUUUUAUUGUGCGCCUACAGUGCAAUGGCCUUGGAAAAAUUGUUUACAUGGUUAAAUCUUUGACAAUAAUGAGGGACUGGAGUUAUUAUUAUUUAUCAUUUUACUUUUACACUUUAUAAUAAAACUUUCAAAAAAAU
This is a messenger RNA of Saccostrea cuccullata (small rock oyster), 2537 nucleotides long. RefSeq lists its product as uncharacterized. The coding region runs from base 293 to 2455 and encodes 720 amino acids. Lineage: Eukaryota; Metazoa; Mollusca; Bivalvia; Ostreida; Ostreidae. The record is from RefSeq and is a predicted model, not a curated record. Gene Ontology annotation, molecular function: oxidoreductase activity. The transcript has 5 exons.